UACCUUGAACUAGAUCUGUCUUGCUUUUAAGAGUUAUAGUCUCAUGACUGGCUAAAGUCUAGACUUACCCAUUUUUGCAGGGGAUUUGUAUUCAGAAAGAUGAAUUCCCUUAAUGACUGCACACCAGGAUAUAUGGGUGGAACAAAAUAUUUCGCCUUGAAGGAGAAGAACAUCAACUCUUCUUUGGAAAAACAAAGUGGUAUUAAAAAUAAGCAAACCAAAAUUAGUGAGCUGUUUGAAACAACACUGAAAGUGCAAGAAGGAAAACAAGAGUAUUCAAAUGAUCAACAUGUCAAUGAUUCAGAUUGUUUUAUCUCUUCCGUGAAAGAAAAUGAUGUGGACUGCAAACAAGGGGAAUCUCAAAUCCCUACCUCAGACCACAAUUGUUCAAAUAAUUCAUUUAUUGACCUUACUGAUAUUUGGGAAGACAUGGAUGACUUUGAAACAACUGGGCCACAGAAAAUAUGCCCAGAACAAUCUGUAUCAUUUCGAGAUAAGUGGUCUAUAAAAAAUAGGAAGACUGCAAAAAGCCUGAAUCCCUAUACCAGCAAGUCAAAGGUAUCUAGUACAGGAAGAAAUAAUGAAGAAUGUAAUGAUAUGUAUAUUUGUAGAAAUAGGAAAACACUAAUACUUCACAAGGAACAAGAGACAGGUAGCCUGCCUGUUCCUUGUCUUGACCCUUCAAAUUCCAGUCAAAGAGAAGAUUUUUCAGAUGGAGAACCUCAAGAGGUGAAGUCUCUGGAAAGUCACCAGACAGGCAGAAAGGAAAAGUCUUGGAAAGGACAUAAUGAUUCUGGCUUCCCAUUAAGUGGGAAUGAAGAACCUGGUGAUGGAAGGGACGACCCUGAAAUAUUCAGUGAGUCCGAAGACUAUGUGGACUUCAUACCCCCUUCCCCAGAGGAGGAUAUGCUGCCUGCUUCGUUCUGGCUGAAGAGCGCUAGGCAUUUUCCCCAAAAAACAGCUGUUGAGACAACACUGAAUCCUGAACUCUUGAUAAACCAACUUCCAGAGUCUGGAGAAACCACGAAAAGAAGCGAAGGAAGGAAGGAAGGCAAAUUUCUCCUACGUGUAAUGGAGGAUAUCUGUAAAUUGGUGGAUUCUGUUCCAGGAAGGGAGCUGAAAUCUUUGCUACAUGGUCAAGAGCUCCUUCGGCUUAGAGACUGCAGAAGAAAACUGUUGAGCAAUCACAGAAAUGGAAACAGAAGUGGUACUGAUACCUUUCUAGAUGUAAACUGCGAACAUAAUUUUGACUAUGGUGGGUCCCAAGAUGACAGUUGUUCUUCUCAGUUGGGAAAGAAGUACUCUCCUCUUCCUCAACAGGACGCUUGUACUUCUAGACCAUUUUCAGACAAGCUUCUUGGUGAUGUUCAGCGCCUGCGUGGCCUUCAUCCACCAUGUUUGUCACUAUUGAACUCUCAAGGAUCAAUUGGAGCUGAUCCAUCCAUUUUCUUGGGAGAUUCUACUUUGGAUACUUACUCUUCUGCCUUGGAAAGUUCAGGCAUAUCUUGUCCCAAAAGGGAAACCAGUGGAAUAACUGGAUCCAAAAAGCCAGAAUUAGAAGAAGAGGCACGCUGGUUGUGUUCAAAGAUGAAUGAAACAAAUUCAAAGAGCCAAAGCAAACUCACUCCGUUUAAGAGCAAUGUUGGAAGUGAGAAUUCUUUGGCAACUGGAGGGCAGGAGCUUAAUAAUGAUAAUUUUGAUAUUGGUGAUUUUGAUGAAUUUGAUGAUGUAACAAGUGCUUCAACAACCAGACAGCCUUUUAAGGUGCCAGUCCAGUUUGCUGCAGAUGCUUCACCUGCAAAAUUAUUUUUGGAAGAAAGCUCUCCAACGUCGAAGGCAAAUGAUGAUCUUUUCCAUAGCAAUUUUUCUUAUGCAGACUGUUCUGUGAGUGGCAAGAGUUGCCCUGUUGCGCUAAUCAAGAAUACACCUUCGGGAAAUUCCACCCUAGAACCAUUCAGAGGUUUAGCAUUUCCCCAUUCUAAUGAGAUGCUGAAGAUAUUUCAUAAAAAAUUUGGUCUCCAUCACUUUCGGACAAAUCAGCUUGAAGCCAUCAAUGCUGCUUUGCUGGGCCAAGACUGCUUCAUCCUGAUGCCCACAGGAGGUGGCAAGAGUCUGUGCUAUCAGCUGCCAGCCUGUGUUUCAGUGGGAGUCACCAUCGUCAUCUCUCCCUUGAGGUCCCUGAUAGUAGAUCAAGUUCAGAAGCUGACAUCCAUGGAUAUUCCAGCUACUUACCUCACAGGUGAUAAGACUGAUGCUGAAGCAUCCAGAAUUUACAUGCAGCUAUCAAAGAAAGAUCCCAUUAUAAAACUCCUCUAUGUUACUCCAGAGAAGGUUUGCCUGAGUGGCCGGCUGAUGUCAGCUCUGGAGAAUUUGUACCAGCGACAGCUGUUGGCUCGUUUUGUGAUUGAUGAAGCCCACUGUGUCAGUCAGUGGGGUCAUGAUUUUCGUCAAGACUACAAGCGGCUUAACAUGCUUCGAAAGAAGUUCUCCUUGGUUCCUAUGAUGGCUCUUACUGCCACAGCCAACCCCAGAGUGCAAAAGGACAUCCUAAAUCAACUGGAGAUGCUCCAGCCACAGGUGUUUACUAUGAGCUUUAACAGGCACAACUUGAAAUACGACGUAUUACCCAAGAAACCCAAAACUGUUGCUUUAGAUUGCUUACAAUGGAUCAGAAAAUAUCACCCUUGUGACUCAGGAAUUAUUUAUUGUCUCUCACGGUAUGAGUGUGACUCGGUUGCCAACGCUUUGCAAAGGGGCGGCCUCUCUGCACUUGCGUAUCAUGCUGGUCUCCCUGACAGCACCAGAGAUCUUGUGCAGCAGAAAUGGAUUAAUCAGGAGGGGUGCCAGGUUAUCUGUGCCACCAUUGCAUUUGGAAUGGGGAUCGACAAGCCCGAUGUGCGCUUUGUAAUCCACGCCUCCCUCCCUAAAUCUAUUGAAGGGUACUAUCAGGAGUCAGGCAGAAGUGGGCGGGAUGGAGAAGUAUCCCACUGCCUGCUUUUCUACAGCUAUAGUGACGUUACCAGGCUGAGACGGCUCAUCCUGAUGGAAAGAGAGGGUAACAGGCAUACCCGGCAGACGCACUUCAACAACCUCUACAGCAUGGUCCAUUAUUGCGAGAAUGUAAUGGAGUGCCGGAGAAUACAGUUGCUCGCCUAUUUUGGAGAAACGGGCUUUAAUUCUAGAUUUUGUAAGGAACACCCUGAAGUAAGUUGUGACAACUGCUCCAAACAACAGGUAUACAAGCUGAAGAAUGUGACCGAAGAAGUAAAAAACAUUGUGAGGUUUGUUAAGGAGCAUUGUGGUGAAAAAGGAACUGGAAAUAUCAAGAGAAAUGCAGGAAGAUACACCCUCAAUAUGAUGAUUGACAUUUUCUUGGGUUCAAAAAAUGCAAAGAUUCAGUGUGGUCUGUUUGGCAAGGGAGCAGCCUACUCACGCCAUAACGCUGAGCGACUUUUUAGGAAGCUGGUGCUGGACAAGAUUCUGGAUGAAGAUCUGUACAUUACUGCUAAGGAUCAAGCGGUAGCGUACAUCCAGCUGGGGGAAAAAGCUGGUGCUGUGCUGAAUGGCUCCUUGCAGGUAGAGUUCUGUGAAACAGAAAGUGCCAGCAAUAUUCGCAAGCAGAGGGCUUUGGAGACCAAGAUGUCUCAACGGGAAGAGAUGGUUAAGAAAUGUCUCUCUGAACUCACAGAUGUCUGCAAAAACCUUGGGAAAGUUUUUAAUAUCCACUAUUUUAAUAUUUUUAACACUGCCACAUUAAAAAGAAUAGCAGAGACAUUGUCUUCAGACCCAGCAGUGUUGCUUCAGAUUGAUGGUGUUACAGAGGACAAAUUAGAGAAGUAUGGAGCAGAAAUAAUAGGAGUGAUGCAGAAGUAUUGUGCAAAGACACUACCAGCUGAAAAGAAGCCUCUCUCAGCCACAGAGACCGAUGCUAGCAGACACGACAGCGCGGAUGAGGCAGAAGAGGCAACGUGUGCAGCCUCUAACUAUUUCCAAACAAAAAAUGGCAAGGGAAGGAAGAGAAAGAAGUCCCAUUUUUUUAGAGAAUCAAAGAAGAAAAAAGCUGGAUCUGGGGGACAGCAAGCUUCUUCUAAGGGGAGUUACAAAAUCUACAAAGACGCCUCAUCCACUUCGAAAAGUUCUACAUCCUGCACGUUUCCAGGCAAACUAGGAGUCGGCAAGAGGCCUGGAAUCAUGGCCCCACCAAAGCCCCAAAACAGACGAUACCUUAAACCCUCUUACGUGCUUUCGGGAUGCCCUUGAAGUUAUUUUCAUUUUUAUGAAUGUUAUUCGGCAUAAAAGUAUUAAAUUUUUC
This is a messenger RNA of Python bivittatus (Burmese python), 4312 nucleotides long. The record is from RefSeq and is a predicted model, not a curated record. NCBI's taxonomy places the organism in Eukaryota, Metazoa, Chordata, Lepidosauria, Squamata, Pythonidae.